Tribolium castaneum (red flour beetle) is the source of this 999-nucleotide messenger RNA. RefSeq lists its product as hypothetical. The record is from RefSeq and is a predicted model, not a curated record. Bases 345 to 662 code for a protein of 105 amino acids. Lineage: Eukaryota; Metazoa; Arthropoda; Insecta; Coleoptera; Tenebrionidae. The transcript is spliced from 3 exons.
UCCUUUGAUUUCCUUUUACUAAAGCCCGGAAAGCUCCGGUGAUUACAUAAGCAAUCUGCGUAUUGUUAGUUCUGCCGUCGCUCCGGGUAAAAUGCGAUCGUGGUGAUUGAGGACACGGAGCCCGGAGUGGGGAACUGAACCAGUCAACUGCGAAGUGCGACGAGUAUCGGGCGUUUGGAGAGCCCACACGCAAACACAGUUGUGUUCGAAAGAAUUUUCCACCAAAAUGUGUUGACAAAAUCACGUCUAACUUCCUUCAAACCGACAUUUAGCGCAAUUGUAGUGAAUCAAACAAACAGCAAAUUUUCUACUUGUUGAUAGUGAAUUAAACAAUAAUCAAAACAAUGGCUGAGUUAAAUCUUGACCUGGAGCAAUCCUUGCAACUAAGAAUGGCACAGUUUAAAAGCGACCCGGAGAAAAUGCAAGACGUGAACGAUUUUUUAAACGACCUUUUCGAAAAAGCACAAAAGGAGGUCGAGCUCCGGAACGGAACUAAGGGUAAAGGGAAAUUGGACGCUUUAGGAAUACAGAAUGGGACUAAGAGGAUCGGGGCUUGGUCGAACAGGGCCAGGUCGCAAGCUCGCACAUUUGCCACCAGAAUUUUUACGACGAUCUGUAACUGCACAAAUUCAGUUCGUAGCGUUGUCGUCAAUCGCAACUAGUUGAUGUUGAUCUGUGUUAUAUUUUAUCAGUGUUGAAGAGAUGUUUGUGUUGCAUAUAUGUCAAUCAAAAUUUACUCUUCCGUUUUAUUUACGAAAUAGGGAGCGAAAAAGACUAACGCAGCGCCGUUUUUCCAAUUUUGAGAUGUUUUUACAACCCGUGUGUUAAGCACGACUGAGUAGAAUUGACCAACUUGAACUUAUUUUCGAAUAACUAACAUUAAAGGCAUUAACAAAGACAAUCAAGAGUUCAAAAUGCAGUAAGUAUAUCAAUUUAUUCGUUGUGAAUUGAUGUAAUUAUGUAUUGAAUGGAGGGUAAAAUAGAGCAAUAUGAAACUUG